Molecule: messenger RNA, 366 nt
Organism: Spathaspora passalidarum NRRL Y-27907
Lineage: Eukaryota; Fungi; Ascomycota; Pichiomycetes; Serinales; Debaryomycetaceae
Gene: RBP1
Product: peptidylprolyl isomerase
Exons: 1
Coding region: 1-366 (121 amino acids)
Molecular function (GO): peptidyl-prolyl cis-trans isomerase activity
Source: RefSeq, a predicted model, not a curated record
AUGUCUGAACAAUUACCACAAAUCGAAAUCAUCCAAGAAGGAGACAACAAGACCCUUGCUAAGCCAGGAGAUGUUGUCACCAUCCACUACGUUGGUACCUUAACUAACGGUAAGAAGUUUGACAGUUCCCGUGACCGUGGUAAGCCAUUCACUUGUACCAUUGGUGUUGGUCAAGUUAUUGCUGGUUGGGAUAUCGCCUUGACUAACAAUUUCGGUAAGGGUUUAGCUACUCCUAUUUACAAGGGUUCUAAGGCUGUUUUAACUAUCCCAUCCGAAUUGGCUUACAAGGAUAGAGGAUUCCCUGGUUUGAUUCCUCCAAACUCUACUUUGAUCUUUGAAGUUGAAUUGCUUGAUAUCAAUGCUUAG